CAGCCCUAAAAUCUAAUAUCGUCUUCCUGCAGUCAAAAAUUCGAUCAUCGCAUCGCUACAUGGCCCGCGAUGUCCACCAGCAAUGGGAUGACGACAGCUACUCGGAGAGGGACAGCGAUGAGAGCCCCAUUCACUCGAACAGGUACGAUAAACGUCGCUACCUACCUAGGGAGCUCCGCUUCGAGCGCGAACGUCGCUGGGCGGUGACGGCGCUUGCCAAGUGCUCUCUGUUCAGCACGGCCAUGAUCCUGUUCUGCGUUCUGCUCUACAUACCCGUGUACAACAGAGCCAACGACCAGCUGCCUAAAGUGGCGGUAGCAGGAUGGUCGAUCCACACGAACAGAGACACAAAGAUAUACGUGCAGCCAGACAACGUGACCACAAUACACGAGCCAAAGGACGUAUGUCCGAAAUCAAACAGAAAAACUAGAAACAGUCUCUUCCUUCUCAUAGUGGUCUGUUCUUCCACGAGCAACUUCGCCCAACGCCUAGCUAUCAGAGAGACGUGGGGUAGCUACGACAACUACCUCCAAACAGCAAAAAUAUUCAAUACCGUUCGAGAGAAAUAUAAAAAUUAUAACUAUACCUAUGAUCUGUACGAGGAUCACAAAGUUAAUUUAAGUGUAAAUUUAGAUAGGAACAAACGAGAUAUGACCGGUUUGAACCAGUUAUUACCGGAACUGGCGAAAGCUUUGCAGAAUAACGUGGUUGACGUGGAUAAUGUGACGCCAGAGAAGAGGUUCGAGGAUGAAAAAGAAGAUAUGUUACCUGAGUUCGAUAUGAACAAGGAAUUAAAUGAUGAAGAAGACUUAAACGUGGAUUAUGAUUACGAUACUAACAUUAUGAAAAUUCCGCCAAAGGGAUACGAGGAUAACCCAGAUUUGGACAAAGUCUUGACUCUUUUAAAGAAGUCGAAGGAUUUUCCUAAAAAUGAGAUUUUGCAGCACGAAUCUAGUAACACUGAUGUUGAUUUUAAAUUGGUGUUUUUAUUGGGGUUGCCAUCGCAGGAUAAUGAUACGGAGAUCCAGGAGAAGAUUGACGAAGAGGUAGAGAAAUAUGGAGAUGUGAUUCAGGAGGGGUUCAUAGACUCGUACAACAAUUUGACGCUGAAGUCCAUCAUGAUGCUUAAAUGGGUCACCAAUAAUUGCAACGAAAGUGUGCGCUACAUCCUGAAGACAGACGACGACAUGUACGUGAACGUGCCGCAACUUGUUCAGAAUCUGCGGAACAGGUCUAAGGUCCACGAUACCACCACGCCCCAGGAGAAGGAGUAUCUACUGAUCGGGGACCUCAUCUGCGGUGCAAAACCAGUACAAGAUGUCGGGAACAAGUGGUACGCCCCCCGCUACAUGUACGGCGGGCGCGUGUACCCGCGCUACCUGUCGGGCACGGGCUACGCGCUGUCCGCCCCCGCCGCGUCCGCGCUGUACGAAGCCGCUCUGCGGACCGCGUACUUUCACCUCGAGGACAUCUACAUCACCGGUAUGUGCGCGGUCAGAGCCAAGCCGCGCAUAGUCCCGCGCGACGAGCCGGGCUUCUCGUACAGCGCGGCGGGCAACGACCCGUGCGCCGCGCACGCGCACCUCACCGCGCACCGCGUGCCGCCGCCGCGCAUGCGCCACGUGGCGCAAGAGCUGCGGCGGCCGCGCCGCGUCGACAGGUGUGAAAGGAUACGGCUGACACAGGUAAGAAAAGCCCGACUGAAGCCGAAAAAACCGCCCAAAAAACUUGUAAAAGUACCUCUGACGUAACAACAGUGUACACAGGCGCAUGACAUACUUAUAACAUGACAUAACUUGUAAGAGUUAAUUAUAUAUCUAGAGUUAUAUGUAAACAAAAAAAAUUAUGGUCUGACAUGAGAAGUAAAAUUUAAAAAAAAAUUGGUAUCCCUAAAGCAGUACGAGUAUUAUUCCUAGCAUUGACUCAGUUUGAUACUUGAUAAGUAAAGUUUUAAAAUAUUGAUUAAUUCAGAAUUGUC
Molecule: messenger RNA, 1978 nt
Organism: Melitaea cinxia (Glanville fritillary)
Lineage: Eukaryota; Metazoa; Arthropoda; Insecta; Lepidoptera; Nymphalidae
Exons: 9
Coding region: 60-1751 (563 amino acids)
Cellular component (GO): membrane
Molecular function (GO): hexosyltransferase activity
Source: RefSeq, a predicted model, not a curated record